This is a messenger RNA of Eriocheir sinensis (Chinese mitten crab), 3424 nucleotides long. RefSeq names its product DNA repair and recombination protein RAD54-like (gene okr). NCBI's taxonomy places the organism in Eukaryota, Metazoa, Arthropoda, Malacostraca, Decapoda, Varunidae. Gene Ontology annotation, biological process: double-strand break repair via synthesis-dependent strand annealing; reciprocal meiotic recombination. Gene Ontology annotation, molecular function: DNA translocase activity; ATP binding; ATP-dependent chromatin remodeler activity. The transcript is spliced from 15 exons. Bases 434 to 2665 code for a protein of 743 amino acids. The record is from RefSeq and is a predicted model, not a curated record. Gene Ontology annotation, cellular component: nucleus.
AAAACAUUUAGGCACGGCGAACACAACUUCUCCCGCGCCAAAACUGUGAAAGACAUGAAGCAGAAGACAUGACUUGACAUUGACAAAGAAAUGUGUUGAGGAGAAAUAAAACCGAGGACACCAAGACCGAGACUGAAGGAAAAGUAAUAAAACCCCGAGAAAAAGGAAUACAGGACCAAGAGAAGAGAAAGAGGAGGAGGAGGAAGACACGCACACACACACACACGUCUUCAUCUCUUCAUUCUCCACCCAUGGAGCACUCCUUGGAUUUAUGAUCACCAGCACAUUUGAAACAUUUUGGGGCUUCUCCAUUAACACCCAAAUGGACUGUUUGAAAUGGUUGGACUUUAGAGAAGACACAGCUGUGGAAGAUGAGCAAUGAACGCACAGUACACUUGCAGCGUCCUUCACCUGCUUUCUUAUAAAUCCUACAAUGCGGCGCAGCCUUGCCCCCAGCCAGCUGCACAAAAGGAGGCUUGAGGGAAGUCUUCCUCCAAACUCAGAAUCUGCUGUUACUCAAUUAAAGAGAAAGAAAAGAACAAGACAAGAUGAGGACGGCAAACCAACUCCACAAGACCGCGUUCCACUGUCACCCAUCAGCAACACGCUGCCGCCCGGAGCACCAAGGUCUUCACAUGAAGACUUUAUACGGAAAAUUUUGGCCAAGCCGUUUAAGAUACCCAUCGCCAACUAUGUGAGUCAGGGGAACCGUGGCCUGGGCGUGCGGCGGAGCGGUGUGCGCCAGCCCCUGCACGACCCUGAUGAGCCGGACGCCCUGGUGGUCUACCGCCCCAAGGAGCUGUCUGCCCAUGAGAAGUUAACAGCUAACCUAGAGAAGCUUGAGGUGGCCGUGGUGGUGGACCCGAUGUUGUCUGUCGUCCUCCGGCCUCACCAGCGCGAGGGAGUGAAGUUCAUGUAUGACUGUGUUACUGGCAAGCAGAUUGAAGACAACUACGGCUGCAUCAUGGCAGACGAAAUGGGUCUGGGCAAAACCCUGCAGUGCAUCACUCUCAUGUGGACGCUGCUGAGGCAGGGGCCAGACUGCCGGCCGGCCAUAGAGAAGGCUGUGGUUGUUGCGCCUUCCAGUUUAGUGAAGAACUGGUAUAAUGAAAUCAAUAAGUGGCUCAAAGGCAAGCUGAAUGCCUUAGCCAUUGACUCAGGAACAAAGACUGAAAUUGAUGGCAAGUUGAAAGGCUUUAUGUCAACGUUUGGGCGCCGUCCCGUCAACCCCGUGCUGAUUAUUUCAUACGAGACCUUCCGCCUCCACGCCCACGCGCUGCACCAGGGCGAGGUGGGGCUGGUGCUGUGUGAUGAGGGCCACAGACUAAAGAACUGUGAGAACCAGACGUACCAGGCUCUGAUGGGACUCAAGGCCAGGCGCCGGGUCCUGCUCUCAGGGACGCCCAUUCAGAAUGACCUCCUGGAGUACUUUUCCCUCCUCCACUUUGUCAACGCUGGCAUCCUCGGCACGGCCCAGGAGUUCAGACGAAAGUAUGAGAGAGCGAUAUUAAGAAGCCGGGACGCUGAUGCUUCAGACAAAGAUCAUGAGCUGGGGAAGGAAAGGCUGAAGGAACUCAUCUCCAUCGUGAGCAGGUGUAUCAUCCGCCGAACUAACGACAUUCUCUCCAAGUACCUCCCGGUCAAAGUGGAACAUGUGGUGUGCUGCCCCCUCAGUGCGGUGCAGAGAGACAUGUACCACGCUUUCAUCACCUCCUCAGCCGUCAAGAAACAGCUCUCAGGAGACGGUGAUGGCCGCCUAGGAAACACUGCACUGGCGGCCAUAACAAGCAUGAAGAAGUUAUGUAAUCAUCCCGACCUGCUGUGGGAGAAGGUGAAGGCCCGGGAGCCUGGGUACGCUGGCCUGGAGAAGUUCCUCCCACCAGGCCAUGAUCCCAGGAACCUGCGUCCGGAGUUGUCCGGGAAGGUUGCUGUUCUGGAUGCAAUCUUGGCGUUGAUUCGUAGCUCCUCAGAUGACAAGGUUGUGCUUAUCUCUAACUACACUCAGACCCUUGAUUUGUUCCAACAACUGGCAGCCCUGAGAAGGUAUCCUUAUGUCAGAUUAGACGGCUCCAUGUCCAUCAAGAAGAGGGCAAAGAUUGUGGAUCAGUUUAAUGAUCCCUCGGGAGGUGAUUUCAUCUUCAUGUUGAGCAGCAAGGCUGGAGGUUGUGGCCUCAACCUCAUUGGCGCCAACCGCUUGGUAAUGUUUGACCCAGACUGGAACCCUGCCAACGACGAGCAGGCCAUGGCCAGGGUGUGGCGUGACGGCCAGAAAAAGAAGUGUUACAUAUAUCGCUUACUUGCCACUGGCAGCAUUGAGGAGAAGAUCUUCCAGCGACAGGCCCAUAAGAAGGCACUGAGCAGCUGUGUUGUGGACUACGAAGAGGAUGUCCAGCGGCACUUCUCCGUGUCAGAGUUGCGUGAGCUUUUUAUCCUCAACACUGACACCACCUCAGACACUCAUGACAAAUUCAAAUGUCGUCGGUGCGUCAAUGGGAUCCAGAUGCAGCCUCCGCCUGAGAGUGCCGACUGUACGAGUGACCUGUCAGCGUGGCAGCACUGCCAGAGCAAGAAGGGUCUGCAGGACAGAGUUCUUUACCAGUGCUGGCCGGCCGGCAUAUCCUUUGUCUUCCACCAGAGGUCACAUGAACAGAAAACUACACCCUGAUUUCCCAGCUCUUGAUUAUUAUAGAAAAAAAUGUAUCUACCACGGGUUUCAGAGGCUGUGUCAUGUAGUUUUCAGGAAUAACUUUCUAUCAAAGCAUUGGAUGAGGAUGAUCACUUGGCAAAGCAUGUUUCAGACCUUGCCCUAUUCUCGUUAGUAGGAUUCAUCAGCAAGAUGUGGAUAAUUCAUGCACUUAUGAUAGGCACUGAGAGAUAAAACCUGGCAAAUGAAGUGCUUCCUGUUGUGAGGCUGGCAGACGUUUACUGUGACAACAUUGUGCACCUCUGCUGGUGGCCAGUGAGAUGUCAGGCGCACAAUUCAUCCACUGGUGGCAGCACCGAGUCCAGUGCACUGUCACAUCUGUUUUAGUUUUUAAUAGAUUAUUUUUCUCGUUUUCAUUACCGGAAGAGUUGAGAGAACCUUGAUAUAGCUCUCCAGUCACUGAAUCAGCCUAACUACCACCCACUGAAAGACAACACCUCCGCUGCAGUGUCUACAAUCGGAGAGCUCUGGCAUUUGUGGCAGAUAUUGGCCUCCCAGCGCAUGCACUCAAAGACGUCUCAACAAAACACUUGCCCAUGCACAGGAAGCACUUCGUUUGCUGGGUUUUAUAUUUCAGUGCCUCUUGUAAGUGCAUGAAUUAUCCACAUCUUACUAAUUAGUAAUAUUGAUGAAAAUAGGGCAAGGUCUGAAACAAGCUUUACCAAAAUAUCAUCAUUAUCUGACGCCUCGUAAAAUAGUUAUUCCUGAAAAGUUAUAUAA